GAUAACUAGUCAUACCUAAACGAUGUAUAAAUUACGAAAUACAAAAUUCUGAAUUUGAUAUUAUUUUAGUUGAUUUUUUGGUUAUAUUUGAAUGUUGAAUUAAUUUUAUUGCUUCCACUGAUAUUUGGUGAACAGUAUUCUUGAAUUCUAUUUUUGGAAUAGUCCAAAAGUUUUGCAAGUCUAAUGAAGAAUAUAUGUCCAGUAUUAUACGAAGGCUAUGUAACACCGUAUGUGAUAGAUACCAUAAUCUGUAAACAAAGGGGGCGUUUCGACUAGUCAUAUCUGACCUAGUUGAUAAUACAACUGCAUCGAAAAGUUUGAAACUUUGUGAGGAUAUUGGACGCUAACUAGUGAUAAUUAACUUGAAGAUCAGAAAUAAGGAAAAGGUUUAACCAUGGGAAGCUGUGGUGAAUGCUUUGCCAAGUUUGGACUCAUCACUUUCAAUAUUAUAUUUUUGCUUUCAGGUAUAGCUGUGCUUGCAGUUGGGAUAUGGGUCAGGGUGGACAAAAAUGUUGUGAACAUGCAGAACUUGGUCGAGUUCGACUCCGAUGACAAGUCCCUUUCCACAGCGGCAUAUGUUCUCAUAGGUUUUGGCAGUUUUGUUCUCAUUGUCAGUGCGUUUGGAUUCCUGGCAGCUUGUUGUGCUAGCAAAACCAAAUUCUUCAUUGUUGGAUACAUUGCAUUCCUGGUCAUUAUAUUCAUUGGAGAAUUCGCCGGUGGUAUUACAGCAGCAGUAUUCAAGGGCAAGAUUGACGAUAAUUUACCAGAUGUGCUAUCGGACUCAUUUAAGAAAUACGAACCUGGUAAAGGACAUCUUCUAGCAAAAGCCUGGGAUUACAUGCAGACAUGGUUGCAUUGCUGCGGCUCAGGUGGACCAAAAGAUUAUAAGAACGUCAACUUUACAUCCUUGACUCAGCACGUUCCGAAAACAUGUUGUAAAUUGUCAAAUAGUGACCCCGAGGAUGCAAAACCAGAAAACGCAGCAGCUUGUCAAAUAGAGGCCUUGUGGUUCCAAAAUGACACUCAAGGGAAGACAUACAGCAACGUCCAAACAAAGGGAUGCUAUAGUAGCUUGGAAGACAAAAUUAAAUCACACAUCGGUGUCAUAAUUGGAGUUGCAGUAGGCAUCGCAAUGUUUCAGUUGCUUGGAAUAGUGAUGUCCAUUUGUAUUUGUAAAAGAGAUAGAGAUGAUGGCAACAGUGUCUAUUGAUAAGGCGUCGGACGCUUUGAAUAAUUAGAUAUGAACACUUCAAAAUUGUGAACUGUAUAUACAUGUUUUAAUGAUAUGAAUGUGUUUUGAAAUGCGCGUGAGACAGCUGUUACUUUUACGAAAGAUUUAUUAUUUGAAAUCAUCGUUACUAUUGUAAAAGCACACACAUCAUUUUCGUUCGACUAACACUUUUCUACUUUCAGAUUUUGGGUAACCAAUGGAUUUUUCAAAACUUAAGCAAAUGUGCGAGUUUACUGCGUUCGUUAUAGACGUGUUUGAUUUUCUCUGGGAAUAUUUUUAUGAUCUGAUUUUCCUAUUCUGGUUGCCCGACCAAGAUAGCGUUAUUUUACCAUAAGUAUAAAUCCAGUAAACAUUUUUGCGGAAUCAAUACUAUGAGCAUAUGAACUAUUACAUCAAAUUUGUCAGUUAUUUUCAGUUUCAAGUCUCUUUUUUUUGUCAAAAUUCGUUAGAAAUCCAAGUUAAUAAAGUUAUUUUACAUCCCUUUGCCUAUCUCUGGAAGCAACAAAGAUAUGUUAAAAUAAAUGAAUUCCGACGCUAUACACUGUUUUCAAAAAUGCCGUUUAAAUAUCUUCGUAUUUUAUCAACAGUGAAUGUAAAAGUAGAAAUUAAAUUAAAAUCAAAAGAAAUAGUC
Messenger RNA from Mercenaria mercenaria, 1862 nucleotides. RefSeq names its product tetraspanin-6-like. Gene Ontology annotation, cellular component: membrane. The record is from RefSeq and is a predicted model, not a curated record. The transcript is spliced from 9 exons. The coding region runs from base 395 to 1210 and encodes 271 amino acids. NCBI's taxonomy places the organism in Eukaryota, Metazoa, Mollusca, Bivalvia, Venerida, Veneridae.